AAAAAUUUCGCGGGAAGUUCGAACAUUUUGGAAUGGAUUGGAUGUUUUAUACGUUGCUUAGACGUUAAAAUCGAUUUCCUCCUGUCCUGUUGAAUUGAUUUUCAGUUUAUUUUCUAUUAUUUAAUGAAUUUUUAUUUUGACAAUCGUGAGUUUAUUAAUUAAUUAAUAUCUUUCGAACUGUACCGUUUUUAAUGCGUGUGAAUAUAAUGGAUUCUACAACUUUGGAAGAAUUAGCUCAAAGUUUUGCUGAUAAGAUAUCUAUUUUGAAAGCAAGUGUUUCUAUACGUAAUUUAGAAACGUCUCUAAGCAAUGCUAUCUUUGAAGCAAGUUACAUUGUAGAAUUAUUAAAAGAAACUUUACAUGCAUUGAGAGAAAAAGUAAAAGAACAAAAUGAAGAUCUGGAAUGUUUACAAGAAGAAUUUAGAAAUAAAUUACAAGAAUUUAAUGACAGAUUGAUUUACAUAAAAGAAAAUAUUCCAUCUAACUUACCAGCACAAAAAAAAAAAAUUUCAAAUAAAACUAUUCAGAGUAAUCUAGGAAAACCAAAAGCAUUAAAAGAAAAUAAUCAACCAAUUCAGAAGACAUCAAAUAUAUUACCUAUAAUAGAACACAUAACAGAUGAAGAAUUAAAAUCUUUACCAAAAUAUAUGAAAGGAAGAUUAACUUGUAAUGUCAUAAAUAAUAUUGUUGAUAGCUUUAACAAAACUAUUGCCGCAAAAUAUAAACUUUUAACCACACCACGUUGCCAACUUGGAACUCAUGAUAUGGUUAAAUUUAAUAACUUUUUGAGUCAAGAAUUAAAUGAGACUAAAGGUCACUAUUUCUGUGUGGAUCAAGAUCUUAAAUAUUUUGCUAAUUUAACUAUCAACAAAACAUUGGCUUCAGUACUUAUAAUACUUCGUCACUGUAAUCGUAUUCAUGACAUCAGAAAAAAUGGAGUUAUUAGACAUGUUUUAAUUUAAAAUUUGUUAUUUUGUGUAUUUAAAACAAAUUCAUAAAAUUUAUAUUAAAAAUAUAUUUUUGAAAAGUAAUUUUUCACAUAAUACAGUAGACCCCCCUAUAACGUGAGUUCCUAUAACGUGGAUUCCUAUAAUGCGGCGAAAAAAUUGCGACAAUAUUCGUAUAAAGACGCUAAAAGGGAUGCGUAAAACGUCAUCGCCAACUCGUCAUCGCGGAUGAGCAGCCAAACUACUUUCCACCGU
Messenger RNA from Centruroides sculpturatus (bark scorpion), 1202 nucleotides. Its product is annotated as spindle and kinetochore-associated protein 1-like. Gene Ontology annotation, molecular function: microtubule binding. Gene Ontology annotation, cellular component: mitotic spindle; spindle microtubule; outer kinetochore. The transcript has 6 exons. The record is from RefSeq and is a predicted model, not a curated record. Gene Ontology annotation, biological process: cell division; mitotic cell cycle; chromosome segregation. The coding region runs from base 192 to 962 and encodes 256 amino acids. NCBI's taxonomy places the organism in Eukaryota, Metazoa, Arthropoda, Arachnida, Scorpiones, Buthidae.